Molecule: messenger RNA, 672 nt
Organism: Leptosia nina
Lineage: Eukaryota; Metazoa; Arthropoda; Insecta; Lepidoptera; Pieridae
Source: the annotation of a GenBank genome assembly
AUGAUAACGAUAGCGUGUCUCACGUUACACCACUACAGCUAUGAUUUGACAGACAUACCCACACUUAUGCUUUGCUCUGGGACGUAUGUUGGCUAUAUUGUAGUGCUCUCUGGGGAAAUCGUGGGAGAGAUUCUCUUAGCGCCAUUGGACUUAGUGCAGGAUAUGUACUUUGGUUUGCUCGGCAUGGGCUUGUUCGCUGUUAGUGGGGGCUUGGUUCUAUCUGCCAGGACUAAAACCACCUUAAUCCCUCGCACCGGGGACCACAAUGUCGCCCUCUUCGCUGGCUCUUUAGCUGCACUAAAUGCGAUUGUAAUGCUUUUCGACUUGAGUCUUGCUUAUUUGGAUUCAGAACAAUAUGACGAUGACGCUAGUGUAGAGAAUUUCUCCUUACCCUGGGGUAUAGGUGAAGCGGUGUCCGCAUCAGCAGAUGCGUACAUAGAUGCGUGGUGGUCAGCCAUCGGAGGUUUGCUCUUCGGUGCCUGUGGUGCCCUCACAUUGCAUGGCUGGAAAGAUGUCCCUUUUUGCCAACGGAAGAACCAUGCCCAGGCAGCUGCAGUAUGCUCCUUAGCAGCAGCAGCCCUGAUGUCCAUUGACGCACUUAUGGCGCUCUGCUCUGCAAAUAAAGACGAUAUAAGCACCCGCUCUAAGUCCACUAGACGCGCUAGUCCAUAA